Molecule: messenger RNA, 1554 nt
Organism: Plectropomus leopardus (leopard coralgrouper)
Lineage: Eukaryota; Metazoa; Chordata; Actinopteri; Perciformes; Serranidae
Source: RefSeq, a predicted model, not a curated record
GCAGAUCAGUUGACUUCUUACAGCCUAACAUCCAUCAUCAACAGACUAACCAACAAUGACCAAAUACAUCUCUGCACUCAAUGUGUCCCUUGAUAAAGCUGAGGAGCAACAGCUCCAAGCACAAGGCUUCAAGAAAAUCAAUACUGAUCUGAACAAAGGAGCAGGAGGAAACCACAUCUUUAUUUGGAACAAAAAAGAAUCCUGCCCUGCACCAGUCACCAGGGUUCAGUUCUCAUUCGUCCAUGAGAUGGAGGAUGGAUUGAUCAAUGCAGGGUACAUAAAGAUCCCGAAAAAUCUCAAUGCUGGAACCAAAGGUAACGAAAUCUACCUUUGGUACUUUCAAGGGCACACAAAGUAUGAUAUUCCCAUAGUGGAGAUUGAUGUCACCACGAGUGCAGCAAAUGAGGCCCCCAAGUAUGGCCUUGGCUGGGAGAGACUGGCCCUUGAUCUGAACCGCAGAAAUGAUGGUGACUGGAUCCACAUCUGGGUGAAGAGAGAGAAGCAAACCUACAUCUGUGAUGUCGAUGCAACUGUUGGAUUUGGAUCAGAUGGCGACUACUUUGAGAGCGGUUACAUCCGCUUGGAUGAAGAUACUAACAGAGGUGCAGGAGGAGCCUAUGUCUUCAUCUGGUACCGUAUGAGCACCGAUCCCAAGGUUGCACUCAGUGAUCUGAAAGUCUCCACGAAUGCCAGCGAGUAUCAGCUCUAUCAGCAGCAAAAUUACCAGCCAGUGAGUGUUAACCUCAAUGAGGGUACCGGAGGUAACCAGGUGUACAUGUGGUACAAAAAACAGGUAUGCCCCAAUCCCAUCCAGGACCUGAUUCUGCUCCUGAACAUGUGUGCAGUUCCAGUCUAUGAGAAGGCUGGAAUCACUGUUAUCAAAAGAAAUCUCAACUCAGGCAAUAAAGGCUGCCGUGAGUACCUGUGUUUGUAUCAGUGAAAGCCAUAUUCAUGGUAGCAGAGCUAAGAAUUCUCAACACUCAUUGAAGUGAAGAGCAAAGACCAAUAUUAAAUCAUUUUGGUGAUGGUCUGUUUAACAUUUUUUUCUUUUUUCCAUAUAAAACAAUAUGAUUAAUUAGCAGUGCUGACACAUCAGAAAGUAUCAUUCGUGUAUGGGUUUUAAUGUUUGACUUGCUGAUGUAAUCAAAGAAUGAAACUGAAAGUUAAGACAAAAUGGUGAGUUUUAGGUUGGGAUUUAAAGGCAUUAGCUGUGUGACACCAGCUUUGAAUUUAUUUUGACACUGCAAUUCGACAGAGCACAGUCCAACAAUGUUAUUUGGUGAUGGCUGCUAACUUUUUUCUUUUUCUGUAUUAAACAAUGUGAUUUAUUAUAUUACAGUAAUAAUAGAAGUCAUUUUAUAAAGUAUGGUGGUGGAGGAAAAAAUGGUUUAUGAGUUCUACUGUUAAACUUGAUGUCAUUGAAAUCCCUCAAUUUCAAAUGGUUGUUUUUCCAUUAUGUUAAUGAAUGAUUCCACAACAAUGAUUAAAUAUUGUAUGUAUCCCUUUAACUUGGAUAUUUCCUACUUUUCAAUAAAGACAACUUUGCAUUUGAAA